This is a messenger RNA of Spizellomyces punctatus DAOM BR117, 1019 nucleotides long. RefSeq lists its product as uncharacterized. Lineage: Eukaryota; Fungi; Chytridiomycota; Chytridiomycetes; Spizellomycetales; Spizellomycetaceae. The coding region runs from base 151 to 870 and encodes 239 amino acids. The transcript is spliced from 7 exons. The record is from RefSeq and is a predicted model, not a curated record.
UCCGUAUAAAACUUGGCUAUUCCAGCAAGGACAUCCAGUCAUGCACUAGCUAUAAACCUAGCCAUUGCCAUGGGCUGUCUCCCAUAGCUUCCUCUCCACACGUGAGGUAGACUGGCACGUUUUGCUGCUUACGAAGGACGCGCAUCCGCGAUGUUUGAUACUUUACCAACCCACGCGAUUGAAUCCUUCGAUCAAGGACAGGAAGACUCCGCCAACGUUCAAACAACCAUCUUUAGUAUCAUGCCGCGAACUAAACAGCAUCCUAACCGUCCAUCAGGCCCUGGAGUUGUGUUGCGCAUGUCAUCUGGCCGAUAUGCCGGCGAGUUGGCCGGAGAUAUGAAUGCAAAGGCAGAGCAGAGACAGGGGGUUGUGGUUAGACUCGAGGGAGAAUUGUCGAUGCUUUCGGAGAUUCGGUUUGCAAAACUCCUCGCAUCUGCACGUUCGCCAAAACCACAAAAAACAACAACGGCAAAGUCUGCCUCAGUAUCCACACCAGCAUCCCCGGGGCGCUUUGCGGUUAAAAACAGUCACUCACGCAAACGGUCUCCUUCCGUCAUUGCACGUGCGGCCGAAGGUCACCAAAGUUCGGCCAGCGGCACCGAGAGUGGUGAUUCGGUCAUCCCUCAAACACCUGUAAAGAAGCGACGAGUGAAUAUAGGAGGUAUGGCGACAAUUUUCAUGCCUACGUCCCAACCGUCAACGCCCCCAUCACGUAUACAACGCACCCCAACAACCCGAUCUGCUGUCCUCUCUCCGCCCACAUCUCCCUUGCAGUACACUGAAAAUAUCGCUCUCCGACCUCUAUCAUCGUCGCCCACGGCAUCAGCAUCGGCGGCGAGAAAGGGAAAAGGGCGGGCGAGCGAGUGGUGAGAUCACGGCUGAGAGAACCCGAUAGAUGGACUUUUUUCCUUUGGUUUUCAGUCUUAGAGAUGAGAAAUAGUGGGAUAGAUAUUGAGCAAUGUGUUCGUACAGUGUGUGUUGUUGUGGUACGUUGUAAUGGAAUCGGGACAGUAGGUUCC